Corythoichthys intestinalis (scribbled pipefish) is the source of this 2714-nucleotide messenger RNA. It is a transcript of the gene mfap2, whose product is annotated as microfibril associated protein 2. NCBI's taxonomy places the organism in Eukaryota, Metazoa, Chordata, Actinopteri, Syngnathiformes, Syngnathidae. Gene Ontology annotation, biological process: embryonic eye morphogenesis. Gene Ontology annotation, cellular component: microfibril. Bases 639 to 1139 code for a protein of 166 amino acids. The record is from RefSeq and is a predicted model, not a curated record. The transcript is spliced from 9 exons.
AGCUGUUUUGAGCGAGCCAUGAUGCAUAUCAUAUCAGAUGUGUGUUUUAUAGUGGGCAGGGCAGCUUUAAACCACUCAUGAGUGAUUGGGCACACACCUGACUUGAAUUGUUUGGAAAAAAUUGGUUUCAAUUGCUCUUUAAAUCUUCUUAGGCAGACUGUUCUCUUACUUAUUUUUCCCCCUUCUGUCAUUGUUUGCAUGCUAUCAUUAAAACCUAUACAUGUUUGGGUGGUAUUAGUUAAGGCAGACACUGUUUUUACAUCGGUGGGAUUUAGACAAAGAUCAGAACACAUUUGAUGGUGAUUUUAUAGUAAAAUGUGAGAAAUUCCAAAAGGUUCAGAUACUUUUUCAUACCACUGCAUACUGUAAAUUAUUAAUACUAUGACUCCUCACGUUUUUCAACUGUACACAUCAUCCAUAUCGUUUUUCAUGCUGUGUUGAUUAUGGUCUGUUGGACACAUCCAGAUGCGGGGCCUGCAUGCAUGCUGGGAGGUUGAAUGGGGAGGAGACUUGACACACGGGGUGGUGCAGUGUGUCUGCAAAGUCCUCCUGCACUCACGGGUCGCAUGAAGGUGGAGGACAGUCUCAGCACAUUGAGCCCAAGUUUUGUGAGAGUCUGACGACCUCCCAGAGCGACCAUGAGAGCCCUCCUCUUAAUCUGCAUGCCAGUUGUGCUUCUUGCCCAGCCUCAGUACCAGGAACCCUUUCCUUUUUUGGAGGACUAUGGGCCUGAUUAUUUUCCAGAACGUCCAGAUUCUGAGAAUCACGAUUCUGCUCCUGGAAACUUCCAGCAGCAGGUUCGGGUUGAUCCCGCGAUCCGUCCAGAAAAAACAGAUUUUGAGACGGAGCCCACAGAGCCAGGUCCUCUCGAUUGCAGAGAAGAGCAAUAUCCUUGCACCAGACUCUACUCCGUGCACAAACCAUGCAAACAGUGCCUGAACAGUCUCUGCUUCUACAGUCUGAGGCGUGUGUACGUCAUCAACAGGGAGGUGUGUGUUAGGACCGUGUGUGCACAUGAAGAGCUGCUCAGAGCCGACCUGUGUCGGGACCAGUUCUCACGCUGUGGUGUGGCGGCGGUGAGUGGGCACUGCGGGUCUGUUGGAGGAAGCUGUGGAAAGAGCUGCGGUGGUGGCUGCUGAUGGAGACCACUUUGAGCCAUUACAGCCAUCUUACUUUUCAUUACUUCUCCCGUAUGUCCUAUAAUGCAGUGUUUCCCAAUCUUUGUUGAUACAAGGCACAUAUUUCUCAUGAUAAGAACCUCAUGGUACAUGACCAAACAAAAAUUUAACAAUUGGUACAUUGUAUACACAGUGGACCCUCCCUAGUUGAAGUUCAGCAGUUAAGGAUUUUGGGGCAAAACUGAUUUACUGUUUUAGUGACAUAGUAUAAAACAAAAACAGCAUUUCUUUGUCGCCAUUUGCCAUUAACUUGAUGCAAAGAUUUACUUAAUGUUGCUGUGAGUUACGGAGCUUCAUUUACACAGUCAUUUGUCGCCAUCUUGUAACAACUAUAUGCAAUGUCAUUUUAAGAAGGCGUCAAUUACAACGAUGGCUUGAGAUACAGGUUUCAUUUCUUCAGUGACCACGCUCGUAAUUCAAAACAUCUAGCGCUGUUGAAUUAUAUGGAAAUUUAAUUUGUUCUAGCCCCAUCGAUAAAACACCAAAAUUAAAUUUAACAUGUUUUUUUCCUAAGAAAACUUGCACUCCAUAUCUGCAUGUGAACUACUGCAUAAGAACUGUAAAAAUACAGUAACACUCGCUCUCUACACAGCACGAAAACAUUGAAAAUAUGAACAUAAAAACACAACUGUACCAUAUACUAUGUAUUGCCCUUCCUUGUUUGUCUUCUAUAAUGUUUACGGGUGGUAGGCAAAGCAGCUUCUAGUGUGAACUGACGGUAAAUUGAAGUUGUGUGCUGGCACGAUCUAUUGGUGGAGGCUUGAAAUGCACUCGUAUCUCAAGAAGACGACAUAAAAUCUCGAAACAAGUUAAGUUAAUCGUCUUUCAUUUUAAUUUAUGAUUCAUAGUUAUUGGCAGCAGGGCUUGAUUGUCAUGGCCUGUAGGGGGGUUCACUGUAUACAGCAAUGGUGAUCAUGUCUGAGUUCAUAAAUUGACUUACAGUGAAAUCUGGACCUUUUUAGUUUAAAGCAAUGCUAUUGUUCUGUUGUAAGAAUGGCAACUGGUGGAUAUAUAUUUUAGAUUAAAAGAGUGUCACAAUUAUGUAGAUAGAUGAACAAAGAUACAUUAUUUGUAUUCAAUUAAUAAGAGUGAAUUUGAGUAGUCUUUGAUGGCACACCUGAAAAUCUAGUUGUUGGGAAUCACUGCUUUAAUGACACCUCUUAAUUGUCACACAUCAAUGUUUGCCUUUCCCCCUCACAUGUAUGAGCCUGCGUGUAUAGAUCAGUAUAUUCCAAAGAAGCUUGAUGAUUGUACAAAUCACUGGUGCUAUAAACUCAUCACACUGGUGCUGUAUUAGAAGUGCAACUAGCUGCGGAGACCUCUCCGUUUGAUUUGCGUACUGUACUGUAUAUUAAUAGAAUAGCAUGCUUUGUAUUUGUUGGUUUCUUAUACUGUACUUAAAAGAAAAACAAUCAAUCAGUCAAAUCAUUGUCACUGACGCCAGCCAAGAAGAUGACCUCAGCUUUUUGAGCAGCAAGCGCGCAACAAAAUGCUUUAAAAAGGCCUCUCACAGAGCACAACUGCUGCUUUGUAAAA